UCUUCAAUUGAAUAACCGAAGCAUCCAAUCUACAAAAUAUGAAGACCAUCUUUGUUCUUGCUGCUUUGGUAGCUUUCGCUACCGCCUCAGCCAUCCCGGAUAGCCGUGCCCUGAAGGACGACUUCCAGGAGUUCUUAGAUCUGGUCCCGGUCGAUGGACUGCUCAGCGUGGCCUUGAAGUACCUCACCACCGACAAGGAGUUCAAGGAGUUCUUCGGAUACCUCCAGGGAGAGGAAUUCUCCGCCGUUUGGGAUCAGGUCUUCGCUCUGGCGGAGGUCAAGGAUGUGUUGAACUACCUGGAGGAUGCUGAUCUGGCCGUGUACGAUGCAUUAAACACCGUUGCCGAUUUCCUGGGCCUAAAUCAUGUAAACCCAGCCAUCAUGAGCUUCAAAGCCGGAGGAUUGAAUGGAUUCUUCAACGAAGCUGUUGGCCUCUUGCCUCUGGAUAAGUUCGAAGCUCUAUUUGAAGAGAAAUUGAAGACUAGCCCUGAGUUCAAAGCAUUCUUCGAGAAGCUGCGCAACCUCGAUUACCACAAAUUUGAAGAACUGCACAAUAACUCCAAGGAACUCCAGGCAUUUUUGCAGAAGCUACGAAACUACGGACUCGAUGUUGAUGGUUUCUUUGAUCUCGUUGCCGGAUUUUUCGGAUGGGGAAGAUAUUAAACUGUGAUAAAUAUGCUUUACCAGAUCAAAUACAGCUUUUAAGUAGUUUGAUACUUAAGAAUGUGAUUAAAAUCAGUAUAUA
Messenger RNA from Armigeres subalbatus, 744 nucleotides. RefSeq names its product protein G12-like. The transcript has 3 exons. Bases 39 to 662 code for a protein of 207 amino acids. NCBI's taxonomy places the organism in Eukaryota, Metazoa, Arthropoda, Insecta, Diptera, Culicidae. The record is from RefSeq and is a predicted model, not a curated record.